Molecule: messenger RNA, 3409 nt
Organism: Sinocyclocheilus grahami
Lineage: Eukaryota; Metazoa; Chordata; Actinopteri; Cypriniformes; Cyprinidae
Gene: cert1b
Product: ceramide transporter 1b
Exons: 18
Coding region: 445-2370 (641 amino acids)
Biological process (GO): ER to Golgi ceramide transport
Molecular function (GO): lipid binding
Source: RefSeq, a predicted model, not a curated record
GAGAGCGGCGGCGAGCGCGAGCCUCCACAGGCGAGGAUGACGUUGCCGUAAGCCACCUUCAAAAAUUGAGGGAAAAAAAUAGAAAUGCGGAAUUAAUUUUAUUUGCCUUUUUUUCCUCGAGUCAUUCGCGUAUUUUUAUUGUUGUGAGUGAGGAGAAUCUCUUUUGGCAGCUGAUGUUGGUUUAGAGGGCGUUUUUUUGGAGAGAGAGAGAGAGAGAGAGCGCGAGGGGGCGGGUGUCUCUCGCGCAGCCUCACACAGACGCUCGUGAAAUUACCACACGGACGGUUUACUUUCACAUUUAUCGUUUAUUUUUGGGAAUUUUUGGAUAAACAACACCGUAAUCGAUGCGCGGCCUUCUAACGGACAUUCGCCGCUGAUACUACGCCCGCGUUUUUUCUGUUUUUGUGUUUUUUCCCCUCAGUGGAGCGUUCGUUGGGAUUCGUUAUGAAUUCCAGUCCGCUUCCUAACGGCAGACUCCUGCCGGACAGCCAGAGCUGGAACUCCUCCGGUUCCGACGAGGAUCUGGAUGCCGAACCGGGACCCGGGCCGCACGGAGGGGUGGCGGAAUUCGGCGGGGUGCUCAGUAAGUGGACUAACUACAUUCACGGAUGGCAGGACCGCUGGGUCGUUCUGAAGAACAACACCUUGAGUUACUACAAAUCCCAGGACGAGCGCGAGUACGGCUGUCGCGGCUCCCUGUGCCUCAGCAAGGCUGUCAUCACACCUCAUGAGUUUGACGAGUGCCGGUUGGACAUCAGUGUCAAUGAUAGCGUGUGGUAUCUACGCGCUCAGGACCCAGAACAUCGCAACCAAUGGAUCGAUUCCAUCGAGCAGCACAGGGCUGAGUCUGGUUAUGGCUCUGAAUCCAGUUUGAGGAGACACGGCUCCAUGCUGUCCCUCACAUCAGCCACCAGCGGAUACUCAGCCACCUCCACCUCCUCCUUUAAGAAGGGUCACAGUCUGCGAGAGAAGCUGUCAGAGAUGGAGACGUUUCGAGACAUCCUGUGUAGGCAGGUGGACACACUGCAGAAAUACUUUGAUGGCUGCGCUGAUGCCGUGACCAAAGACGAGCUCCAGAGAGACAAGAUCGUGGAGGAUGAUGAAGAUGGUUUCCCUACCACUCGCUCCAAUGGAGAAUUCCUGCAUAACAACAACGGCAGCAAGGAGAAAUUAUUCCAGUGUUUGAGUCAUAAAGGCAUUAAUGGGAUAGAUUUUAAAGGAGAGGCCAUCACGUUCAAGGCAACCACGGCGGGAAUCUUGGCUACACUUUCUCACUGCAUCGACCUGAUGGUGAAGAGAGAGGACAGCUGGCAGAAGAGACUGGAUAAGGAGAUGGAGAAGAGGAGGAGGAUGGAGGAGGCGUAUAAAUCAGCCCUGUCCGAGCUGAAGAAGAAGUCUCAUUUUGGAGGGCCCGAUUACGAGGAGGGUCCAAACAGCCUGAUCAAUGAAGACGAGUUCUUUGACGCCGUGGAGGCCGCUCUGGACAGACACGACAAAAUAGAAGAACAGUCUCAGUGUGAGAAGAGCAGGAUACAGAGGAGCAGUUCAGUGCCUUCAGGAGACGUCUACUCCAGCGUGGGCUCUCACCGAUUCGCUGAGAAGCCCCCCUCUCGUCCUUGCUCUCUCUCAUCUUCUGCUGUAGCCUUCACUCCUUCACUCUAUGAGCACCGGUUCAGUGCUGAGGUGGAGGAGAUGGUUCAGAAUCACAUGACCUACUCCCUGCAGGACGUCGGUGGAGACGCUAACUGGCAGCUGGUGGUGGAAGAGGGAGAGAUGAAGGUGUACCGACGGGAGGUGGAGGAGAACGGGAUCGUGCUGGACCCUCUGAAGGCCACACACUGUGUCAAAGGGGUCACAGGUCACGAGGUCUGCCACUACUUCUGGGACACGGAUGUCCGUAACGAUUGGGAGACUACUGUUGAAAACUUCAACAUCGUGGAAACGCUGUCCGAUAACGCCAUCAUCAUCUACCAGACUCAUAAGAGAGUGUGGCCAGCGUCCCAGAGAGACGUCUUGUACCUGUCUGCCAUUCGUAAGAUUAUGGCCAAUAACGAAAACGAUCCAGACACAUGGCUCGUCUGUAACUUCUCAGUCGAGCACGAAAAUGCCCAGCCAAACAACAGAUGCGUUCGUGCUAAAAUCAACGUUGCGAUGAUCUGCCAGACGCUGGUCAGUCCACCUGAGGGAGACAAAGAGAUCAGCAGAGACAACAUCCUGUGCAAAAUCACAUACGUGGCCAAUGUGAAUCCCGGCGGCUGGGCUCCUGCGUCUGUCCUGAGGGCCGUCGCGAAAAGAGAAUAUCCCAAAUUCCUCAAGCGCUUCACUUCCUACGUCCAGGAGAAAACAGCGGGAAAGCCCAUCCUCUUCUGAGCACCAGUUCCCCAGUUCUGCUGUCGGUGUGCAUGAGCGCCUCUGGUUCCCGCACACUCCUCUAGCGACACCGAAGACUCAUCACGUCUCUUCUCCAGACUCUUCUGAAUCCCGCUGCCACAGGGAGCCCGGCGGUAGACGCUUGAUGCCGUUCUGUAGCACCACACUAGCUCACACAGGCAGAGGACUAGAGAUGCCCAACGUCAAAGUCUGUCCCAUGUUUUCUGGCUGAGAUCUACAUUGAUAUGAAUAUAUAUGUAUGUAUGUAUGUAUGUAAGUAAGUGAGAUGGGAAGUAUAUAUGUAUAUAUAUAUAUAUAUAUAACGGAGAGUUUUGAAGCUGAACACUCGAGACCGGCUCUGUUUUAGUCCUGUUAUUUUCCUGUUUGAACAAACAUUUCAGCUUUGCUUUCAUAGUCCUCGUAUAAUCGCUGUUUGGGGGAAAUCAAAGGCAUGUUUGUGAGUGAACUCUAUGAACCUGUCUUUCGUCUCGAUGUUGGCCGUCUCUUUUAUGAAGCGCAGCAUCUGCCGCUGACGAGGAGACGCUUCAUUUCUUUGGCGAUUUAAUUAUAUCCGUCUCUCAGCAGCUGAUAUACUGUAGCACAAUUCCAGAUCGAUCGUAACCGGCAGAAAUGUUUAAUAUGUCAGAUGAACGUUGCGUACAUAUUAUUUGUAUAUAAUUUCAUUAUUGCUUCAGAUCGUCAGUCGACGCUUUUGCCUGACUAAUCCAACUCCAUAUGCCUUAGUGUGUGUGUGUGUGUGUGACUGAGAGGUGUGUACCGACUCAAACAUUUCUAGAAAAGUGCCUCAUUAUUGAUCUUGCCGAUUGUUCAGCCCAAACUACAGCCACAAACCAACCUGGCGUCCUUUAGUGUUUAUACAAAGAUCAUUUCACAUUGAUUUCUUACCUCAUGUUAGAAUGUGUUGUCUUCUUAUUGGAGAAGCCCUGACACCAAUCAAAUUCUCUGUCCAAUAGGGAGAUGCGGUUUCAAUUUGGGGCGUAGCUCAUAUGUAGUUGUAGAUCAGGUAGAAUUAGUUGCU